AAAAAACAAAUAAACUUAAAAUGUAUUAAAAUCAACGCAUAAUCGUGUAAACCGAACCGUUUUAGAAAAUCCAUAUUUUUAUAUAACCGCGAAGGGGCGAACCAAGCAGCACCUGAAGCAGCAUCGAAAUGGGAAUUCCGGAUAUACGACAGCUGGUCACACUGGAGUUCGAAGUGUACGGACAUGUACAAGGCUUGAAUUUCACAAAAGAAACGCGGGAUCGUUGCACCAAGGCAGGUAUCACAGGUUGGGUCAAAAACAGUAAACAAGGAACAAUUGUUGGCAAAAUGCAGGGCGCCAAGGUGGAGGUUGACAAAAUGAUUACUUGGUUGUCCACCGAAGGCCCGCCAGGCUGCCAAAUCGAACGAUGCGAACUGCGAAAUCAAAGCAAUUUAAAUCGACUGGAUUAUAAAGACUUUGCAAUUAGAUUUUAAAUGUUGUACAGUCUAA
This is a messenger RNA of Drosophila navojoa, 450 nucleotides long. RefSeq names its product acylphosphatase-2. Gene Ontology annotation, molecular function: acylphosphatase activity. NCBI's taxonomy places the organism in Eukaryota, Metazoa, Arthropoda, Insecta, Diptera, Drosophilidae. The record is from RefSeq and is a predicted model, not a curated record.